This is a messenger RNA of Dioscorea cayenensis subsp. rotundata (Guinea yam), 1608 nucleotides long. RefSeq names its product probable pectate lyase 8. Gene Ontology annotation, molecular function: pectate lyase activity. The coding region runs from base 44 to 1153 and encodes 369 amino acids. The transcript is spliced from 7 exons. The record is from RefSeq and is a predicted model, not a curated record. Lineage: Eukaryota; Viridiplantae; Streptophyta; Magnoliopsida; Dioscoreales; Dioscoreaceae.
CACUCUCUUCGCUUCGCUUUGCUCUCUCUUCUCUUCGAGAUCCAUGGCCAUGGCGCCGCGGUGGCUCUCGCUGAUGCUUCUGGGGAUGCUAGUGCUGGUGGCUGGGGUUUUUGGAUGGUUUGGGAAAGAGAGAGUCUCGGAUUUGAGUGAUGAGGGAUCGGCGAGGAGGAGUUUGGGAGAAGCCAUGGUGAUGAGGUCCGAGUUGGAUGAAGUGCAUGGGGCGGUGGAGGAUCCUGAUGCUGUUGCAGCAGAGGUCCACAUGGCCAUCAACAAUCAUACAGAACGGCGUUCCCUUGGUUAUCUAUCAUGUGGAACAGGCAACCCAAUUGAUGACUGCUGGCGUUGUGAUUCUGAAUGGCAGAAAAACCGAAAGAGACUUGCAGACUGUGGCAUUGGUUUUGGACGGAAUGCCAUUGGAGGCCGUGAUGGCCGUUUCUAUGUGGUCACUGAUUCCAGUGAUGACGAUGCUGUAAACCCCCUCCCAGGCACAUUAAGAUAUGCUGUGAUCCAAGAUGAACCUCUCUGGAUUGUGUUCAAACGUGACAUGGUUAUAACUCUUAAGGAAGAACUAAUAAUGAACAGCUUCAAAACAAUCGAUGGCCGCGGAGUUAACGUGCACAUUGCUAAUGGUGCCUGCAUUACCAUCCAAUUUGUUACCAAUAUCAUCAUCCAUGGCCUUCACAUACAUGACUGCAAACCUACUGGAAAUGCCAUGGUCCGCAGCUCACCUUCACAUUAUGGUUGGAGAACAAUGGCGGAUGGAGAUGCUGUCUCAAUCUUUGGUUCAAGUCAUAUUUGGGUUGAUCAUUGCUCACUGUCUAACUGUGCUGAUGGCCUUGUUGAUGCCAUUAUGGGAUCCACUGCCAUUACUAUUUCAAACAAUUACUUCACCCAUCACAAUGAGGUAAUGCUUCUCGGACACAGUGAUUCAUAUGAUAGGGACAAGGCCAUGCAGGUCACCAUUGCUUUCAACCAUUUCGGCGAAGGCCUCAUUCAGAGAAUGCCAAGGUGUAGACAUGGCUACUUUCAUGUUGUAAACAACGAUUACACUCACUGGGAAAUGUAUGCCAUCGGAGGCAGUGCUGAGCCGACAAUCAACAGCCAAGGCAACCGAUAUCUCGCCCCUACCAAUCCUUUUUCGCCAAAGAGGUGACAAAGAGAGUUGAUACCCCCACAGAAAAUUGGAAGGGCUGGAAUUGGAGGUCGGAAGGUGAUCUCCUGUUGAACGGGGCCUACUUCAUCCCAUCCGGAGCAGGAGCCUCAGCAAGUUACUCAAGAGCCUCAAGUCUUGGAGCUAAGUCAUCUUCAAUGGUUGGCUCUAUAACUUCUGACUCCGGGGUUCUUUUCCUGCCGUCGAGGAAGGCAGUGUUAGUUCAACUUAAUCGAGUUAAGACUCGUCGUAGAACACCGAUAAAGAGUUCGAAGAUUUAAAAAGUGAAGAUUGCUUGACAGUGUUACACAUUUUUCUGUUUUACACUGACACCAUUUGCCAUCCUCAACCUCAACCUCCCCCUGCCACCAUUGCAAUUGUUUCUUGUUUGUGGUGCAGGUUUGGAAGCGUUGCUAAUUUGUUCUCACAUUUCCUUAUAUUAUGUGAUCCUUUUUGUA